This is a messenger RNA of Protobothrops mucrosquamatus (brown spotted pit viper), 893 nucleotides long. RefSeq names its product protoheme IX farnesyltransferase, mitochondrial. Bases 24 to 707 code for a protein of 227 amino acids. Lineage: Eukaryota; Metazoa; Chordata; Lepidosauria; Squamata; Viperidae. The transcript has 3 exons. Gene Ontology annotation, molecular function: protoheme IX farnesyltransferase activity. The record is from RefSeq and is a predicted model, not a curated record. Gene Ontology annotation, biological process: heme biosynthetic process. Gene Ontology annotation, cellular component: membrane; mitochondrion.
UUGAGGUUCCAUUUGAUGCAAAUAUGAAUAGGACAAAAAACAGACCUCUAGUACAAGGACAGAUCAGUCCUCUACUUGCUGUCUCCUUCGGAAUCUGCUGUGCAGUUCCAGCAAUAACCUUGCUGAUCCUCGGAGUAAAUCCUCUUAUUGGUGCCUUAGGAGCCUUCAACAUUUUCCUGUAUUCCUGCUGCUAUACGCCUCUAAAAAGAAUUAGCAUUGUGAAUACAUGGGUAGGAGCUGUGGUUGGUGCCGUUCCGCCAGUCGUGGGUUGGAUAGCAGCAACUGGUAGUCUGGAUGCAGGAUCACUAGUGCUUGGAGGAAUUCUUUACUCCUGGCAGUUCCCUCAUUUCAACGCCCUGAGCUGGGGCCUCCGCGAAGAUUACUCCCGAAGUGGCUACUGCAUGAUGUCUGUCACUCACCCUGCAAUGUGCAGGCGAGUGGCCCUGCGUCAUUGCCUGGCCUUAAUUGGACUGACAUCGCUGGCUCCCGUCCUUGAUGUCACCACGUGGACUUUCCCUGUAAUUUCCCUCCCAAUCAACUUAUACAUUUCCUACCUUGGCUUCCGUUUCUACAGAGAUGCAGACCGUGCCAGUUCGAGGAAGUUGUUUUUGUGCAGCCUCUGGCACUUGCCAUUGCUCAUUUUCCUUAUGUUAGCCUGCAAGAAGUCAUUGGCCAGCGAGGACAAGCCAAAGCCACCCACAACCUGAGAUUACCUCAUGUUGAAAAAGUCAUAUAUUUUCAAAUUAAAGAUGGCUUCAGAAGCUUGCCUUCCAAAUGGAGAGUUUUGAUUAAUCAUGGCAGAUGGAAAAAGUUGGUGUUGAUAUGGUCUGAAUCGUUUCUGUCCAAUAAAUACAGUGUUUAUUAUGUUCAAAUUAAAUGAUUUUGUUUAAGGC